Messenger RNA from Aspergillus sclerotioniger CBS 115572, 2756 nucleotides. RefSeq names its product SAE2 C-terminal domain-containing protein. The record is from RefSeq and is a predicted model, not a curated record. Gene Ontology annotation, molecular function: flap-structured DNA binding; damaged DNA binding; double-strand/single-strand DNA junction binding. Lineage: Eukaryota; Fungi; Ascomycota; Eurotiomycetes; Eurotiales; Aspergillaceae. Gene Ontology annotation, biological process: double-strand break repair via homologous recombination; DNA double-strand break processing involved in repair via single-strand annealing. Gene Ontology annotation, cellular component: site of double-strand break. The transcript has 2 exons. Bases 406 to 2649 code for a protein of 747 amino acids.
UGUUGACAGACAAGCAAAGAGGGGAUGGGAAGAAAAGACAGUAUAUGGAUUAGGAGCUCGUCACUUAGGGCAGUUAUUUGGUCGAUAUGAAUGCUGGGAAUUGUGUGGGGGCGCUUUGGCGGAGGGAGGACAGAUGGAUCAUCAACAUGGUUUCUCUUCGACAUUCUGUGACUGAAAGAGCGAUGCGUGGGCAGAAAGGCAGUCACAAAACUCAACAUGACCGACUCCACAAGCCAAUGUUGGAGCAAUGUGCACAAUCUUGAAAAGGACUAAGUACCAGUAGUGAGAACUCUGGCCGCAUGUCAGGGCGGAGGCUUAUCUGAGGGCGGUGGUUGAUACGCCGCGUCUCUAGCCGCCUACGCCACACCGGGAAGACCACUUCCAUGUGUAGCUUAAGCCUCAUCAAUGGAGGUGCUCAAGCAGCUUCAUGCCUCGGUUGCCCAGGCCUUUGCGGAUCACUUCGAGAAUGCCUACAGAGAUCUUCACCAAGAGCUUGCUCUUCGGGAUGCGAAGGUGCAAGCUGCUGAGGAGACGACUAGGAUUGCAGAAGAAGCGCGAAAGAGGACAACCGUUGAAAUAGUGACUUUGAAGGACGAGAUUGCUCUUUUACAGGAUGAGCUAUGUCUCAGCGAUGUUGGGCCAAAAGAAGAUCGUUUUACUGCUGAGAAGUCCCUUGAAUUGGAGGCAACGUACGCGCCGCAUCAUGUUCUGGAACCCAUCCAUGCCAACCGCAUGGGUCUUGUGGAUCUCAGCUCUGCUGAUAUGAAGGCCAUUAAUAACAAGUAUACUUCACUCUACAGGGAAGCAAUGACACUCAUGAAAGCUUCUGGUGAUCUUCGGAAACAAGUCAAGCGGCACAAGAGAAAGUUGGCCCACUUGCGAAAGAGCCUUGACCGCGAUAGAUUUACGUUGGUGCUUGACGGGGUAGCAGUUGAUUUCAAGCGCGUCGUUAGGAAGAGAACAAAUGAUGAUCGAUCACUAUCACCCACCACCACGUCAUCAUAUUCUUUGGCGGAAUCCUCGAGAUCGGUCACUCAUACGGUUAUGCGAGAUUCAACUUCUGUCAUGGACACUUCUCAACCAGAUAUUCAUGACCUUGUAUCAGAAGAGGACGUCAAAAAUAAGCUAGAAGGUAGCAGCAAGAAUCCAUGUCGGAUUCCACUACCAGAGACUACAUCGACGCAGUCAGGUAGAUCGAAUCCAGACGAAGUUAUAGCUCCAGCCCAGCAUGCAUCAACUGCCUCCGUUGGGUCAUUAAAACGAAAGCGUUUAUCAUUUCCGAUUCCUCAUCGAGAAGCCCUAGUUGGCCAUGGCGAUGUUGAUGCCGAUAAAAACCGUGGCUCGGCGCAACCCACUACGAUCAAGAAUGAGAGCUUGCUCUCCAGUCCUUUGCAGACGUCAUUGUUGAACUGUGGGGUUAUUGGAAUGCAGGACCUAGAUGAAAUUGGAGCCACAGUUGAAACGCCAACGAAAGAAAAGAAAUACAAGGAUGGCCAGUUCCGUCAAGCGGCUUCCCCUACCCUUGAUUUGCAACGCAUAUGUGCCCCCCACAUACCACGGCGCCCGACAUCGAAUCAUUUGCCCUUGGGACGACCAACUGUACUCCAAUCAGUUGAUGGCAACAUAACAACUCAUAUGUCUGCUCAACUGAUAGGCAAAUCGGUUGCGAGGGGUACGAGAAGGACGUCCAAGUGCCCCAUAUCUUCAAUAACGGAGGAUGGCGAGGAAGAUGAGUCAAACCCCGCUAUAGGAAAUAAAUUCGGUACAUCAACAUUCGAAGCUGAAUUUUUACGCCCGAAUCCGGAUAACGACGAUCAAAUGGCAGCCCAACGAUUGGAAGGUCUCCUUGAAGGACCUUUACCUGCUAAACAACAUCUAUGGCCCAAGGAAGCGAUCGAAGAAAUAACAGGAACGAUCACAAGGCAUACAUCUCCCCCUUCUACAAGGCAAGACUUGCUACGGACAUACAAGAAUAAUGCGGGGGCACAAUUGAAUAUGGUCCCGGAAAAGUUGGAGGAGAGUCCUGAAUCCAAUCUUCGACAUGGGUCUAAUCAAGUUACACCGUCUUCGAGGAGCGAAGCAGAAAGAAUGGAGAUGGAUCCCGUGUAUAAAACUUAUAGGACUCGGCCGCUACAUCGUCUUGAACUUAGCCAUUUCAAGAUUAACCCAGAUUAUAACCAAGGGGUUGAUUUUGCAUUCAGCAGUGUUAUUCGCAGAAUGGACGAGCGCAAGUGUGCAAAUGGUUGUACACGUCCUAGCUGCUGCGGCAGCAAGUUCCACGCUAUGGCGCGCCUUGGUGGCCUUCCAUCCAAUGUAACAUCCCUCAAGGAGAGAGAGCAAGAAAAUAGAAAGAUUCUGGAAGACUACUUGGGAAAUGAAAAUCACCUACUUGACGGGUUAAGUGUUGAAAACCAGGCAGAGCUUCUACAAGCGGCAAAAGCAAGGCUAAUCGCUAACCGGUAUGGGAAGCACAGACAUCACCAUCAGCGGCUGGGAUCGCCGCCCGGGUACUGGCGCACAGAUAUGCCCGAUACACAGGAACUGCAACGUGAUCAUGAAGAGGCAAGGGAGAUUGAACGAGAGAGAGUGGAAGACCGGUAUCGAGAGGCAAUGCGCCCUGGAGGCCUCUGGAAGUUCGCAGAUGAGUGAGCAUGCUGUACUGUUUCCGAGACAGAGAGGCCCACUCAUGUUGUAUGGAUAGAUAGACACUCGAAGAGUAUCCGGGAGUUGAUUGAAUGCUAAACACUUUGGCCGUC